UGUUUAGUGAAAACCUUUCACUUGGAUUUUGAUCAGUGCCUAGAUAAAAUACCGAAAACCAAUACUUAUCCUCAUGCGACAAAAUUUUUUUAGAUUCUUAAAAAUCUUUCAGUCUUCAUUGGAAUUUUAUUGAAUUCGGGAUCAGAUUUAUCUGGGUAACUUAAAAAGGAAGAUACACCUUUAGGGUACCUUUGAAACAGAUUUUCACAAUGUCAAAGAUUUUUGGAUUAGCAACAUUUUUUAUCUAUUUUCUCGGUACAAUCGUCGGUUUCCUUGGCUUCGAACGAUCGAUUUGGUUUCAUAAAGCCUUCAUAAAUGGUUCCCAGUUGUCAUCAUUGCAAAAUCAUCUUCACUUGGAGACAGCAAGCUUAUCAGAGAACCAUUGUGCUUAUAGAUGCCUAGAGAAUCAAGUCUGCAUUUCAUUUAUCGACCAUGAAUCGUCAGGAACUUGUCAGCUGUUCGGUUUGGGUGUGGACAUCCGCUCUAAAACAUCAUCUGGGACAAUAACAGCUUAUACAAAGCAGGUUACAUGCGAAGAUUUUGGCUAUGUCAGUUUAAACUCUACCAAAAAAUGUCUGAAACAUCAUCACGUACCUCUCUCGUGGAUGGAUGCCAACAACACUUGUGUUUCGGAGGGUGGGAACCUCUUCAGUAUCACUUCACUGGAUAUGAUGGAGGAAGUUCUUAAUAUUACUUUUGAUAAAGAUUCAUCGUUCAUGUUAAUUCAUGUCGAUGGAAAUGAUUUAUGGAGGGAGGGAAACUGGUCGUACCAUGAUGGAUCAUCUGUUUCUUUUUCACCUUUAUUUUGGAGACCAACGGAACCAAAUGGGGGGAUGAAUGAAAACUGUCUGGGUCUCUUAAAUGGAACAUUGUGUGAUAUAAAUUGUUGGCUAUCAGCGAAGUUUGUUUGUGAAAGGUAUUUCUUUAUAUGAUGAAUAAAAAAAAUGAAAGCGAAAUGAAAGCGGAAGAGUUAUAACAAAAUAUAUUUUGAAAAAGGGCAUCGAUGUUGAGAUAAGCGGCUUAAUUCGCAUAUAAAAUGACACAUUGUUUGUCCACUUUAAAGUUCAUCAUUUAUUAAACAAUGUCACGUAGAUAUGCGUAUUAUGUUUAAAAAGAAUAAAGAUAACGAUUUGUAAUGUCAGUGAGAUUUUCAGAUGUUAUACAGCAUGUACGUAUUUGCUUAAUUAACUAAUCAGAUUACAUAGGCAAUGUAUUUGAAUAAAGAUACAAAGAGUAAAUUACAAGUUCAAUGUACAUAUAUGAAUAAUAGACAUGAUUUAAAUAUAUCUGUUUUACUUAUCUUGUGAUGUGAAUAAAAUUUUAAAUUUUAGCUCAGGUGCAUAGCUAUA
Molecule: messenger RNA, 1349 nt
Organism: Magallana angulata
Lineage: Eukaryota; Metazoa; Mollusca; Bivalvia; Ostreida; Ostreidae
Product: C-type lectin domain family 17, member A-like
Exons: 4
Coding region: 210-932 (240 amino acids)
Source: RefSeq, a predicted model, not a curated record